This is a messenger RNA of Coregonus sp. 'balchen', 596 nucleotides long. NCBI's taxonomy places the organism in Eukaryota, Metazoa, Chordata, Actinopteri, Salmoniformes, Salmonidae. The record is from the annotation of a GenBank genome assembly.
AUGGAUAAUUAUAUGAAUAUAGGAUAUGUUAACAACACAAACGCUGACACUACUUUUGACCGCGUUGCCGAGGUCAUUGGCUGGAUAACAUUUGCCGUUGGGCUACCUGCCAUUGGAUUGGCCCUUUACACCAUGAAGAACCUGGUCAAAGGUCCCAACCCUGUACCUGUCCAUGUCAUCAGCCUUCUUGUUUCAGACAUUUUCAGUUUCAUUGGAAGACCACAGGCUGCCACUGGGAGUAUCCUAUCGGCUGACACUGCUACCCUCAUCUUUUAUUUUGGCGUCAUUUCCAGAUAAAAAGGACUGUGGGCGUACUGGCGGUCAUCCUGACCAAUUAUACCGUGCUGUUUCUUCCCUUCAUUCUGAACAUUCUGCUCAAGUCGUUGAAGGAGGAAGUACGAUACUUAGGGCUGAUUGCCAAUCUGUUGCUGUAUCUGAGUCCUCUAAUGGACCCGUUCCUCUAUAUCUUCAUGACUAAGGGCCCCAGAGAGGUAGUGGAGGCUUUACUCUGCUGUAAAAAUAAUCUGAGCAGGCAGCCAGAGGAGACACAGACUGUGGUUACUCUGUCGGAGACCGUCACUGAGACCCGCCUCUAA